AUGGCCGACAAAGCUCACCUUUCCAACCUAACCACCCGCGAAGCCAUAGCCGACACUCUCCACCGUUGCAUCCUAGGUCUCGACAGUAAUAGCCGGUCUCUGAUGGAAUCCGCCUGUCUGAAAACCCCUGAGAUGACAUUCAUAUACGGUCCAUCAGGCAACCAAGCCACUUUGGCCGGCUGGGAUGCCAUCAACCCCAUGUUCGAUCGUGUCUUCGGCCUCAUAACCACGCAUACUGCAAGCAACAUACGCAUUGAGCUAGAAGGAGAAAACGCGAGUACGGCGCGAAUGACGGCACAUGUCAUUUCCUACCACGUGAGAGGGGAAGAAGCGUUUGUCGAGGCCGAUACCAGUUACACAGCGAGUUCGUUGUACGACAUCGAAGUAAUGAAAGACGGUAACGACCAGGGACUGUGGAAAAUCAAGACAUGGAAGGCUACAAUGUUGUGGACAACUGGGGAUAUCAAAGUGUUGCAUCCGUAA
Alternaria alternata is the source of this 483-nucleotide messenger RNA. RefSeq lists its product as hypothetical. The record is from RefSeq and is a predicted model, not a curated record. The transcript has a single exon. Bases 1 to 483 code for a protein of 160 amino acids. Lineage: Eukaryota; Fungi; Ascomycota; Dothideomycetes; Pleosporales; Pleosporaceae.